AUGAACAGUGCAAACAUAAAAGACGUCAGAGGUUACUUCUCCGUAAGGCUAAGUCUCUUCACGGUUUUUAAGGGUGGACAUGGGAGUGAUGUCCGAGGGAAGCGGCUACGUAGUCAUGGGCACAAGGACUGUGGUGUCGCCCCCGGGGAAGAGGCCUCUUCCCCCCCGAGUGAAGAGGAUAACGAUAGCGCCGCUAACUCCGCAAACAGCGAUAACACGGGGAGUCCCCCCAGCUGGGGGGACAAAACGGCGUUGCUGCGCAAAAUGCAGAGGCUGGAAAAAUUCAAGUACCUCCAGAGGAAGAGGAAAAGGAAGCAUCUGAGCUUGACAGCGGAUGGCAAGGAAAGACUUCGCCCAGGAAAGGGGGAAUCGAAAAGGAGAAUGCCCCCCAUUCAUUGCAAAGGAGCUACCGCCACUGUGUGGGCAGGCUCAACAGGCGCUGUAGACUACAAGUCCAAUCGCAAUAGAAGAAGAAAACGUCCAGGUGAUAAGUAUGCCGACGAGGAGAAAAUCCUCAGUGAUGAAUAUGAAGCUAUUUGCUAUCUUCUUAUGGACAACGAGUUUUAUAGCCACCCGGUCCGCGUCAGCUGUGGAGGCUUUCGCAGAAGGGAAAGACAAAGUGCCAGCCAACUUAGUAACAAGGGGGUGAACCAUUUGGGGGAUGACUGGGGGAUGUCCACACGCAUAAAAAAGGACGAGUGGAAAAAUGAUGAUCAUCGAAUUGCCGAGGAUCUGGCACAGAUGUUGCCUACGUCCGAUAGAAACAGUUCCGAGACAGAGAAAAGAAAGAAAGGGGAAGGUGAACUAUUUUGUGAAAAUCCAGUGGGGGGUAAUAAUCUUUCCAGUGGAGGAGAGCCCCCCGCAGGUGCCGCACCUACAUGUGACAGUAACUGUGAUGACCACUUUGAUGACUCCUGGGAGGAGGACUCCACGAUGAUGCCCAGAAACAGAAAAGCCAAAGCGAUAAGAAGGAACCUGCACACAAUCAAUCGAACUGUGAAGUAUCCUAUUAGGCUGUGCCAGCUGAGUCCUGACAGCUACUUAUUUUUUCUCAUCCAACAUAGGAAAAAAAAAGAUCGGAAGUUUUUCUCCUACUGUAGGGUGUUUUCCCCCAGUGGUGUCAUUAAACAGGGACUUCAAAUUAGAAAGUUGUACCAUCUUGGAAGGAAGGAAAAAAUUGAGGACGUCAUCACCUUUGCGUUGAGGAGGAAAAUUGCACAUGUCGAUGAUAACAGUUGUAUAUGGGGUAUUCCCUACCAGGGGAUAAUUUCCUUCUUGAAAGAAAACUGUGUUUAUCGCGAUUUGUUAUGUUUGUACCGUCACUCGAGGAAAGGAAGUGUGCACAGGAGGGGGUUCCCCUGUGGAGGAGGAAUUAUAGAAAAUGUUCCAAGUGAAGCCUCCUCAGAAAGGGGCAGUCAUCAUAGUAUGCUCCCCUUAAUAGAGGAGAAAAAGGAACGACAUGUUCGUAAAAGUGUGUACGAGGCUGAUAGGAUGGGCAGCCCAGACGACGCACUGGUAGGUACCACCCCCCCGCGUAGUACCAGACGACACGACCAGUUUAUAUGCCCCAUAACAGCGGGAAACCCUCGCCGCUGCCAGAGAAGUGACACCUUCUAUCAAUCGAUGAAACGGUUCAGUCGCAUCGAACGUUACGUACGUUCAGUAAGGAAAAUUUUCUUCGGAUGGGGCGCCCCAGUGGAGAAUUACGUCCUUGCGGGGAGGACAACCUGCCAAGCGGGGGAUCACCGCGAAGUGACGGAAGAAAACGUGAAAGGGGGACAUGACGGCGGUCUCACCUGGGGGGAGACCCCCAUGCAGGAACAACAACGAGAGCACAAAGGUUGUGUUGCCGUUCGUGUGACCAACCUUGGGGAUAAAAAAAAAAAAAAAAAAAUUAUGGCCAGUCAGGUAAAACGAUUGCUGAGGAAGGUACGCCAGUACAAAGGGGAAUUGUUCUGCGCUGGGGCAAGGACACAUCAUAAAUGUGGCCAGCCUGGUCAGCUCCUUGAGGAGACCGUGCCGAAGCAGAACCGCGUGGCGACAUCCCUAAGGCGAAUAUCAGACAUGUACGCCCAGUGGAAGAAAAAGGAGGAGAGGCACAUCGCCGGGUUCCUUUUUUUUCACUUUUUUUUUUUUAACAAACGUUGCGUGUACUAUGGCGACAAGAGGGGUGGGAACGAUCAGGAGGGAAGAAGCAACCGGGGGGAGUCUUGUCCGACCAGUUGCUACCCCGAUAGUCGCGAUGACCUCCAUUAUCGAAGUAGCUGGUUUUUCAAUUCCUUCGACUACGUGGGCGAGGUGGAUGGCGCGCCGGGCGGGGGCACCAGUUCGAUUGCGCGGGCCUUCCUGAAAAGGGUGAAGCGACCGCUCAGAAGGGGAGAAGACACACUACAGAGGGACGAAGCUCUGCAGGGGGAAGAACCACUCCAAGAGAACCAAAUCCCCGAUGUGGGAGCAGUGCAGGGGAAAAACCCGGGGAAGGAAAAAAAGCGAAACGACAUAUUCGAGCAUAUGAACAGGUACGCAAGUCGCAUCAGCAAAAACAUCCACCUGGCGAACAGAAGCAGAUACGAUGAUUACCCGUUUGACUUUUCUCUCCAGAAAGGGGAAGGCGGGUGGCACGGCACACCCGACGCAGCUCCAGCGAUGGAGGAAAUAAAAACGAUAAACACCAUUUUGAACACGCCACUGAUUAAGCUAAAUGAGGUGGAGAAAAAGUGCCUGUGGAAGUUCCGCCUGCAGCUAGUGAACAGGGAAGAAGCCUUGGGUAAAUUCCUCAAGAGCGUCAAUUGGGACAACCAGCAAGAGAAGGAAGAAGCCACGCAGCUGAUAAACUACUGGUCGAAGCCAUCUUUGGAAAACUGUCUUGAAUUGUUGAAUUCGUACCUACAACGUACAGUAAUUAAGAAGUACGUGAUGCAGAUAAUUGCUCAGGCGAAAAAGGAUCAACUGAAAUUAUAUCUAUUCCAGCUGGUGCAAAGUCUUCGAGUUUUUAACCACGAACCGAUUGACGAUCUGUUUAUGGAGACCUUAAUUAACAAAUGUAUCACGUCGAAGAAGCUCUCCAUUUUUCUCCACUGGUUUUUGUUAAGCGAGACCAAAGACAAGUGCAAAGGGAAUCUCUACAUUCAUAUUCACAAGCUGUUUAUUACCAAAUUAAUGACGUCAAACUUGAGAAAGAAGAGAAAGAUUUUGUCUAUCCUGAAAAAUCAGAAUCGAUUUAGGAACCAGUUGUUGUACCUCACUAAAAUUGCCAAGAGGAAGUCCGAGCGGAUCCAUAACAAAACGAAGAAGCUGAGACAGUUUCUCUUUUGCUACCGCCAGAAGUACGGCUGCGUUGUCAUUAAAGACUUCAUAAAGAAUAACAUCUUCGUGUCGGACAACGAGGUCUACGACUUUGUCUCUCCACGGGGUGCAACCCCAGAAGAAGCAGAAACAGAAGCAGACGCAGAAUCAGAAGCAGAAGGAGACGUCCUUGUAGCGCAACACGCGCGCGAGGAGGAUGCCGACGCUGACGCUAACGCGGACGCCAAUUCGAUGCACCACCAGAGUGACGUGCGCAACUCCGUGUACUACCUAAACGGCGAGCUGAGCAUCCGCGCAGAUCCGGGGGCAGACGCCUACUGCUUCCAGUACCAGCCCCCGGGUGCGCAAACCGCGGAGGGAGCGCUGCCCGCCGCGCACAGGUCAAUCUCGGACGUCAGCACGGAGGACAGCAAAACUGUCAACUACAUAGAUGACUCCAAAGGGGCCCCUAGCGAGAGAAACAGAGAUACCUCCUUCUUCUCAAACCUCCUGCAGCUAAAUGAAAAUUUCGACUUCUUCCUCAGCGCGACGUACAGCGACGAGGACAACAACAUUGACAUCCUGGAUGAUUCCAUAAGUCUCGUCAGGAAGCAGAAGAUAAAGCGAAUCAAAGCUCCCCUAAUUCUCCCCAUCGACCCAGACAUAGAAUUCUUGACCUUUCUACCUGAACAGUCAUACGUUUUGCGAUCCUCUCUUUACCCCAUUGUAAUAGCUUGCCUGGUCAGAAAAAAAAUUAAAUUGGCACAUGAACAUUUCCACAAUUUGAUAAUCAAUGAGCAGAAAUAUUUGAAAAAAAAUGUGAAAAAAAAAAAAAACUAUUCCAUGUACCAUUCGUUCAACUCUAAGUUCUUAAAAUCUCUGUAUAGCUCCUUUGACUGUGCAUCUGAUUUUGAGCGUCACUACCAGAAAGUGAAGUGGGAAGGCAAAAACAUCUUUUAUAAUGGUAGAAAGGUGGAGAAAGUGGGGUUGCAAAAAUGGGUCUCUCCUGAAAGUGAAGAGUGUCCAGGCGCAGAGUCUCCAGGCGUAGACUCUCCAAACGCAGACACCCCAAGCUCCGCAGUGGUGAUCCACCACGAGUCGGAAAGUAACUCACACAGUAACCAACGCGUAAAGAAAUACAACGAGAUAUACGAACUCUCCAUUAAAAAGUACAUUUACAAAGCGGGGGAUGACUUGAGACAAGACCAUCUGGUCAUACAGAUAAUAUGCAUCAUUGACAACAUAUGGAAACGGUAUGGACUCGAUCUGAAGUUAACUCUUUACAAAGUUCUUGCCCUCUCCACAGAUGAUGGAUUUAUCGAAUUCGUUAACUACGCAGAAUCUAUUUCUUCUAUUAAAAAGAAUUAUAAGGGAGAAAUUAGGCAGUACUUCAUGGACAAGAGCACCGAUCCGAAGUCUCCCCUUGGAUUUGAUGCCAGCAUUUUGGAAAACUUCAUCUCGAGUUGUGCAGGAUAUAGUGUCAUCACCUACCUACUUGGAAUAGGAGAUCGACAUUUAGACAACCUCAUGGUUUCACGAGAUGGAUGUUUUUUCCACAUUGACUUUGGGUACAUACUCGGAGAAGACCCCAAGCCGUUUUCUCCCCCCAUGAAAUUGUGCAAAGAAAUGAUCGAGGCGAUGGGUGGAGCCCAUAGUGUCGGUUAUGAACAGUUUUUGAAGAAGUGCUGUCUGGCGUAUAAGUACCUGCGCUACCACUCCAAGUUAAUCAUUAGCCUUCUCGACUGCAUGUGCGAGUCUGGAUUGAAGGACAUGAAAAUGAGCCCCGAGUUGUGCGUGCUGAAGGUUCAGGAAAAGUUCAGACUGGAUUUAAACGACGAGGCUGCGGAGGUUUACUUCUUGAGUGUCAUCAACGCCUCCGUCAAGACGCUCUUCCCCGUCGUGGUGGACAAGCUGCACGAGUGGGCCCUCAACUGGAAGUGA
Plasmodium inui San Antonio 1 is the source of this 5226-nucleotide messenger RNA. RefSeq names its product phosphatidylinositol 3-kinase. Gene Ontology annotation, molecular function: 1-phosphatidylinositol-3-kinase activity. The coding region runs from base 1 to 5226 and encodes 1741 amino acids. Gene Ontology annotation, cellular component: endosome; peroxisome; membrane. Gene Ontology annotation, biological process: autophagy of peroxisome; phosphatidylinositol-3-phosphate biosynthetic process; phosphatidylinositol-mediated signaling. NCBI's taxonomy places the organism in Eukaryota, Apicomplexa, Aconoidasida, Haemosporida, Plasmodiidae. The transcript has a single exon. The record is from RefSeq and is a predicted model, not a curated record.